AUGCCGUUCCAGUUACCACAUCUCCCCGGCACCUCUACCCACCAUGAUAAGACUGAAGCCUCACUCGACGAUGUCCUACCCAAACCUACGCAAAAGGCAGACCUUCUCGUUCUGGUCUCAGAAUGUAUCGAGCGCAUGAGAGAAGGUGUGACUGCCAAUUUCGAGGAGCUGAAGGCACAACCAAAUGACUCUACUGAGUCUCAAAACGAACAGGAAGAAACACAAAAGAGUGUCUUGGAUCUGCAAUGGCUGAGCGACGACCCGGUCACAUCACCUCAGAUGCAAGCUCUAAAAGCAUCUGCACUAGAAUACUUCAACCAUUGGCGUACUUCGGUCAUAAAGAGAAUGCAAGAGGCACUACAUGUUCGCUCUGAUGCGUUAGAAGAUGCCAGAUCCAAAUAUCAAGGAGCUACCAGUACCUCACAUCCCGAGCCUCGUGGUAAUACUCCGCCCUCCACAAUCCCGUUGCCUUCCGGUGUGAACGCUUUGGACGAGAAAGGUCGUGCUCUAGUACUUGGUGCUAUCUUGUUCAUGCUACUAAGCCUGGAGCACUAUUCAGCUCAUUCUCGAAUUCUCUUGUCUCUCUUAUGCCAGUACCUUGAGCUACCUCAUGAUGUCCUGAGCACGGUCGAGGUCACAUCCGCAGCUACAUUGCUCGACGCAGCAUCUAAGGGCAUGGACGCGGAGGACGCCCGCAAGAAGGAGGCAGAAGAGGGCUCGUUUGGACGCAAAUGGAAAGUCGGUCUUGCAGGAGUUGCUGGUGCCAUCGCUAUAGGUGUCACAGGUGGCUUAGCAGCUCCCGUCAUCCUUGGUCUUGCCGGGACUAUCAUGGGUGGUGUCGGCUUAGGAGGUCUCGUAACCUUCCUGGGUGCUACCAUCGCGAACCCGAUCGUUAUCGGAGCAAUGUUCGGAAUGUAUGGCGGAAAGAUGACCAGUCGUGCCAUGGAUGCUUAUGCAAAAGAAGUCAAUGACUUCAAGUUCCUGCCAAUCAGUGACAUCAAGCCCGAGCCUGCUUCAAAAUCCGAGAAAGGUGUCCCAUCUCACAAACUACGUGUUGCUAUUGGCAUCAGUGGUUGGGUCACAAAUGAAAGCGACGUUUCCCGAUCAUGGCGAGUCUUCUCCUCCGUGAGCCUCGAACCCUUCGCUUUACGCUAUGAGUUGGCUGCACUUAUCACCUUUGGUACGGGUUUGACCAAUUUGCUGAAGAACACCGGCUUCAAUUAUGUCAGAGGGAAAGCCAUCAAGUUCGUUUUACCUACUCUGGCGGCUGCCAUGGCACCUCUUGGCCUGCUCAAGGCGGGUCAACUUCUCGACAACCCAUUCACAAUCGCCAUGGAACGAAGCGACAAGGCUGGCAAAGUUCUAGCCCAUGCUCUUAUUGAUCGGGUUCAAGGCGAACGACCUGUGACACUUGUCGGUUAUUCUAUGGGCAGCAGGGUUGUCUUCUCAUGUCUGCAGGAACUUGCAGCAAGAAAAGCCUUUGGACUUGUCGAAAAUGCCGUCCUCAUUGGCUCUCCUGUUCCCAGCACAGAGUCUAGCUGGCGGAACAUGCGAGCCGUGGUCGCAGGCCGACUAGUCAAUGUUUAUUCCGAACACGAUAUGAUCCUUGGCUACCUUUACCGUGCCAGAAAUCUUACCUUGGCAAUUGCUGGAUUGCGAGAGAUCAAUGCCCCACUGGUCGAGAACAAAAACGUGUCGAGCUUUGUUUCUGGACACAACCAGUAUCGGUUAGCCAUUGGUCGAAUCUUGAAAGAACUCGAUUUUGCAGACCUUGAUUUGGAUCAAAUUGCCCAGGAAAAGAUCGAGCUUGAGCACGAAAAAAUAUACGAAGAGGAAGCCUACCAACAAGCUAAGAAAGAAGGUCGCUUGGAAGGCCUUGAGGACGAGGAUGGUCAUGUCAUGGUUAAGGAUCAUCCAUCGCAAAACAAGGCACAGGCUGAAAAAGACACUACUACUGAUGAAUCGCAAAUCAUUGACAAACUCGAGCAAAUGGACGUCAAUGAUUCGCAGAAGUCAAGUGCGAAGAUGGCGUAA
Messenger RNA from Lithohypha guttulata, 2034 nucleotides. RefSeq lists its product as uncharacterized. The transcript has a single exon. NCBI's taxonomy places the organism in Eukaryota, Fungi, Ascomycota, Eurotiomycetes, Chaetothyriales, Trichomeriaceae. The record is from RefSeq and is a predicted model, not a curated record. Bases 1 to 2034 code for a protein of 677 amino acids.